AUGGAGUUAAAUUCACCACCACGAAGAGCCACAACGUCGCCUAUAAAUAUACCAACGGGCAAUAGACGCGAUCCGAUACUCGAGCCACACUCACACAGUUUCAAGACCGAUCCGUUUUCCAGUAACAAUAGUAGUUUGGUAUCUAAAGCUUCCGCCAAUCCGAGUUUGGAGAGCCCUUUCUCUUCAAAGUCUCUACUAGAUUGUCUCCCUGUACAAGCAAUAAAGAAGUCCUUAGAAUUAGAAUCGAACAGCCAUGACCUAGACGCCAAAACAGCUGGAGGAAACCAAGAAAAUGUCUUGAACAUAGCAGAUUUCUCCACAGAUGAACUCAUACAAAUGAUAAGUGCACUACUAAACAGAAUAGUAACUGCAAACGAUGAAUAUGCAGAGAUUUCACAACAAGUAUCGAAAGAUAACCAAGAUGAACUCCUGGCUCCAAUCCUGGCCUUUUACGGGAAGAGCGUUCCUGAGAUCUCCGUGGUCCAAUAUUUGGAAAGAAUCCAAAAAUACUGUCCCACCACAAAUGACAUCUUUCUUUCUUUGCUUGUAUAUUUUGAUAGGAUCUCCAAAAAGUAUGGGCACUUUUCUGACCGAAAUGCCCAUACAAAGCAAAUGUUCGGUAUGGACUCUGGGAACAUUCAUAGAUUACUCAUAACUGGCAUCACGAUUUGCACAAAAUUUCUAAGCGAUUUUUUUUACAGUAACUCUCGAUACGCCAAGGUUGGAGGGAUUUCACUGCAAGAGUUGAAUCAUCUGGAAUUGCAGUUCCUAGUACUAUGCGAUUUCAAGUUAUUGGUCUCAGUGGAGGAAAUGCAAAAAUAUGCAAAUUUGUUAUAUAAAUUCUGGAACGAUCGAUAG
Molecule: messenger RNA, 858 nt
Organism: Saccharomyces kudriavzevii IFO 1802
Lineage: Eukaryota; Fungi; Ascomycota; Saccharomycetes; Saccharomycetales; Saccharomycetaceae
Gene: PCL7
Product: Pcl7p
Exons: 1
Coding region: 1-858 (285 amino acids)
Biological process (GO): regulation of cyclin-dependent protein serine/threonine kinase activity
Cellular component (GO): cyclin-dependent protein kinase holoenzyme complex; nucleus
Molecular function (GO): protein kinase binding; cyclin-dependent protein serine/threonine kinase regulator activity
Source: RefSeq, a predicted model, not a curated record